AUGCUUUCUGUUGCAUCAGGUUUUCGUCGUAUUGCUCCAGUCUUUAAGAGUGCUGGCAUUCUAGCUGCAUCAAAACACACGCUUCCAGAUCUUCCUUAUGAUUUCGGAGCGCUGGAGCCUGUUAUCUCUGCUGACAUAAUGAAAUGCCACUAUCAAAAGCAUCAUGCUGGUUAUGUUAAUAAUCUAAAUAUCGCCGAGGAACAGUUAGCUGAAGCUAUGCAUAAGAAUGAUGUUACAAAAAUAAUUGCUCUUCAGCCUGCUCUUCGUUUCAACGGUGGUGGUCAUAUUAAUCACAGCAUCUUCUGGAACAAUUUGUCACCCAACGGAGGUGGUGAACCAGAAGGGCCUUUAGCAGAAGCAAUCAAACGUGACUUCGGGUCUUUUGAGGCUUUCAAGGGGAAGAUGACAAAUGCUGCAGUUUCUGUUCAGGGCUCUGGCUGGGGUUGGUUAGGACUUGAACCAGGUUCUGGUAAACUGCACAUUGCCAGUUGUCCAAACCAAGAUCCUUUGGAAGGCACAACUGGCCUCAAGCCAUUGCUCGGUAUUGAUGUUUGGGAGCAUGCUUACUACCUGCAGUACAAAAAUCAGCGCCCUGACUAUGUGAAGGCCAUUUGGUCUAUUAUUAACUGGAAGGAUGUUUCGCAACGUUUCUCUAAAGCACAGUAA
Rodentolepis nana is the source of this 666-nucleotide messenger RNA. The record is from the annotation of a GenBank genome assembly. Lineage: Eukaryota; Metazoa; Platyhelminthes; Cestoda; Cyclophyllidea; Hymenolepididae.